UUCUUCACUUGCGUAGUGACGAUCUUUGGAAACGAAAGAUGGAUCGUCCUCUGUGUCUCUCCAGUUCGUCGCCUACUUCAGUUCCACGAGUCGCCAGAACGGCUUCGCAUUUCAUCGGCUCGCCGAUCGCUUCCCCUUCCACGUCGAGGCCUAAUCUCUCCGUGAGCUGCAGGGGGAGAUUCGGCGGCGGCGGCGGCGGCAACCCUCUUGACAGCUCGUCCGCUCGCGGCGUCCUCGGUGUCGAGCCGAGCUGCUCCGCCGCCGAGCUCAAAGCAGCUUUCCGAGCCAAAGUGAAGCAGCACCAUCCUGACGUGAACAGAGAUGGCGAUUCUGAUGCCAUGAUUCGGCUCGUGAUUCAGGCUUAUGAGAUGCUAUCGGACUACAGCUGGUCUGAAAUCAUUGAGAGUGAAUGCCUAGAUCCUUUUGAUCAACCAGAAUGUGAAGCACUUGAUCUGUUUGUGAAUGAGCUUCUUUGUGUCGGCAAAGUGUGUCCAUAUUCAUGCGUCAAAGCAGCCCCACAUGCGUUCACGUUUGCUACAUCUGGAGGAACUGCUCGUGCAACUUCCCAAGGAAAUGGUGAUGACUAUCCGGUGCAAAUUGCUGUUGGUCAGUGCCCCAGAAAUUGCAUUCACUGUGUAACUCCUUCUCAGAGAAUUAUCCUAGAAGAAUUACUUGACAGUAUAAUGGACGUGCCGUAUGAUACUUCAGCUGAGGCAGAUCUGCUAUACUCUUUGAUUGUGAAAGCCAAGUUUGAGAAUAAUCGGUUCCGGAAGCCAAAGAAGCAGCCCAAGAGUUCAACCAAACAUGUAGAUUGGUACUGAAAUGUUAAGUACAGCUGCUUGUUUUGCAGUAACAGCAAUGAUGCGUUACUCUGUUUCCAUUCAAGGACUGCAAGCUGAUACUACCAAUUACCAUGAAUAUGGUUGUCAUUAAUCAACAUAGAUGGUACUAGAUGAUACAACCUCAUCACCUGAGCUGUUUUAACGGGAGGAGAGCCAGGGCAAAUUAGUUCUGCAAUCAUUCUUUCAAGGAUGAUCUGGUUUUUGCAUGCAUUUUGUAGGAUUUCAUUGUAGAGCUUCUUAAUCAUUGUACCGAUAGCAAUAUACCUAUAUACAUCUACGCAGAAGGGUUCAGAAAAUUGUAUUUAUCUCAAGUGUUAGUAUAUCUAUCCGGCCACAUAUAGGUUGGACAUUGAGGCGGCUGUAAAUCAGUCACAGCCGUUCGCCUUGUCAGUUGAUUAGUUCAGGGGGAACGGAAGCUUAUCUUGUCAUGAAUGGAUUACUAAAAUGAUGUCUCUGCCUCUUUAUUUGCAUCAGAAAGGAAUUUCUCACA
This is a messenger RNA of Syzygium oleosum, 1332 nucleotides long. RefSeq lists its product as uncharacterized. The transcript has 7 exons. NCBI's taxonomy places the organism in Eukaryota, Viridiplantae, Streptophyta, Magnoliopsida, Myrtales, Myrtaceae. The record is from RefSeq and is a predicted model, not a curated record. The coding region runs from base 39 to 821 and encodes 260 amino acids.